AUUCUAAUGUUAUAGUAUUUCACUUCGGGUGCGACGCUUGUUUGGUGCUGAAUAAUUCUAGUGUGCGGGUCGGGAGAAAGUAAACUUUUUAAAAUUUUCUUAUUUGAGUUGCAGCACGCAAUCUUUAAAGCAAAACUUUCGUCAUCAAAAGAGGUGUACAAUGCCAUCAAACUGCAUAUUUGAGUUCGAUCGCCCUGAACCGAUUUACUAUAGUGGGGAAACGAUCAAUGGACGAGCCAUUCUUACAACAACAUCUGAAAAGUCAGUAAACGAGGUAUACAUACUAUUCGAGGGAGAGGCGAAGGUGCGAUGGGAUGAGCGCAAGACUAGGAGCAGAAAUGGAAAAACGGAGUACUAUACGGAGCACUUUCGGGGCAAGCAGACGUAUUUGAACACUCGCACCAAUGUCUUCGGAUCCGGAAAUCUCCCAGCUGGUACGCACACCUAUACCUUUUGUAUCCCCCUGCCUCUGGAAUGCCCCUCAUCGGUGGCGGUACAGUACGGUAAGAUCUGUUACGAGAUCACCGUGGUCAUCGAUCGCCAGUGGCGCUUCAACAACAUCUUUAAGCAGCCACUGACGGUACUGCAGACCUACAACCUAAACAUGAGUCCUCAGUUGCUGAUGCCCCUAGUGAGAGAGGACAUUAAGCACUUCUGCUGCUGGCCCUGCAGAUCGGGUCCAGUACUCUCCACACUCACAAUACCCUUUGGCGGCUACGCACCUGGGCAGAAGAUCCGCUUCUCCUUGGAAAUCGACAACCAAUCGAGUGGCUAUGACUUGGACGGUAUCGAAGUUCAACUGAAGCAGACCUACAGGUUCCAGGCCCAAACUCCUCACCACAAGACUCGCGAGAUGGAACACAUUCUAAACCAAUUUGGUCAGGAGGAACGGGUGCUGCGGCUGUCAAAGAAGAUAAUUGAAGGCACGCUAGCUAUUCCGGCGGUGCCGCCCUCUUCCCGCUCUAAUGGCAUCAUAUCGGUCAGCUAUCAAGUUAUCCUGUCGAUCAACACUGGUAGCUGCCACGUGGACUCAGACUUUGAGGUGCCGAUUGUCAUUGGCACCAUUCCAUUAAUCCAGAGCGCUGAGAACCCCGCGCAUGUGUCCGAGUGGAUACCGCAAACACCAGACACUCCGGCCGGAGCUGCAGCUGACCUGCCUCCCAGCUACGACAAGUGCAAACCACCGACUUUCGAGGAGGCCACCAAUUUUGGCGAAAGGUUUAUAGAUAUCGACGUGGACGAGCACAACCGCACGGAUGACUUCAUACCGCGUUAUCCAAUGUACACUAACUUUGCCUUGCCAUCGGCGCCCCCACUUCUAACAGAAGAACCGGGUUCUUCUCUUCAACAACCCGUUCCCGUCCUGUCCCUACCUCAUGACGCCAGUGCCCCAUUGAUCGAAGGCAGCUCUAUUGAUCGCCCUUCACCAUCUUACGGCUGGAACUCGAACUCUUAGAAAUAAUGGAUUUUACUCGUCUACUAAGCUUAGCUUUUUUGCGUGUAUGAACUUGAACCGACCAAAUUUAAUUUUAAUGUAUUUUGUGCCAUAUGUAAGUGUUUCAAUACCAUAGGUAAUACCAUAGGUCAGGCAUCUAAGAACAAAAGCAUUGGAACCUCAUUACCAUUAUAUCAUUUUGAGCAAUAUACCUAUACCCCCGAUGUUUUGGUUUAAAGAAUCUUACAAUCAAAAUUUUUACUUUAUUCAAAAGUUGUUUUACAAUCUCCUAAAUAAUAUUAUCACUUUUUUUUAACUCGAAAGUUGUAAUUCUGUUUUUUUUUAAUUUGAUAUUGAAGUUUUAGCACAAACCCUAAAGUACUUCCAAAAGAAAUAAAGGAAACUUGCUAUAACAAAAUUUAUUUUUAAAAUCAAUGAAGUUACAAAAAUUUUGUAAUUUGCUGUAUAAGGAAUCCUUUUAUAUUUUAAAAACGAAAAAUUCUUUUCGACAUCGACAAAAAAAAGUAUAUCUUUUUGUUGAAAUCCCCAGAUUAUUUAAAAAAUUAAUCAAUUUUUGUAUUGCUCGACCAAUUGUUUGCGAAAUUUAAAUAUUCUCUGCGAGAUUAUAACAAACAAAUAUACAACAAUCUAACUUAGUAGAAAAUAUGAUAUUUAUAUAUUCAGAAUCUCCAUAUUCCUCCUAUUUCUAUUUAAGGAAUCUAAAGGGCUACCUCAUAUAAUAAGCGCUCUUGUAAUAAAAUAAAAAUGUAGUUUUUGAAUGCUUACAUUAAAAUAAGGGAUGCAAAAGCUUAAAAGAUUUUUUUUUAAAUACAACCUGAAAAA
Molecule: messenger RNA, 2278 nt
Organism: Drosophila gunungcola (fruit fly)
Lineage: Eukaryota; Metazoa; Arthropoda; Insecta; Diptera; Drosophilidae
Product: arrestin domain-containing protein 17
Exons: 4
Coding region: 161-1456 (431 amino acids)
Biological process (GO): protein transport
Cellular component (GO): cytoplasm
Source: RefSeq, a predicted model, not a curated record